This is a messenger RNA of Trichoderma atroviride IMI 206040, 1458 nucleotides long. NCBI's taxonomy places the organism in Eukaryota, Fungi, Ascomycota, Sordariomycetes, Hypocreales, Hypocreaceae. The record is from RefSeq and is a predicted model, not a curated record.
AUGUCGGCACACGGGCGGCACGCUUCCUUCGGGUAUCCGACAGCAGGGCCGUUCGAAGCUCCCUUGAGAUAUAUGAUGAAAACGAAGAAUCGCAGAUGGAGUGCGACUGCGCCCGAGGGCAUCAACAACCCGGAAGACCUGUGGGAUACAUACUGGAAUCGCUUCAACUGCAUCAAAAUCCCAGUCUUGGACGAAGACGACUUCUUCAACGUAGCCAUGGAGAUUGCGAAAGUCGCAAAGGACAAGGACGACUUUGAGAGGCUCUUCCAGGAAACGAACAAACAGCGGCAGGAUGCGCAGCUCGAUACGCUCAAGGACGCCAGCGACAAGAUUGGCAGCGGCGAGCAAAAUAUCUUCCCGUGCCGAGAUGCCAAGAGGGCAUUGUCUCGGGCCUGCCUGACGGGCUGUUUUCAGUACUUCCUACGGCUGGUGCAAGGCGGCGUCUAUGGCUGGGAGGCGGACGAGAUCGAGGCCGAGGCUGAAGCUGAAGCUGAAGCCCCGCGUGCAGACGAGGCGGAAUUGUAUGAUGAGGACGGCGUUGAACAUACUUAUAGAAGCUGUAUGCGAUGGUCUAUCGAUGACGACUCUGAAUACGAUUCGGAUUAUGCCGUGCCUGGUGAAACGCACACAAUGGACGAUCUCGAAGCCUGGGCUGCUCGGCAUCCAGUCGUUUCGGGCAAUGGUAUCAUGGGAGCGUCUGACUCUCCCAACGAUAAAGUACGCGCCAAGCAGCAAAUAUCGGCACAUGCGCGAAACAAAACAUGUCCAUCAGAGGAAGGCGGAACGACAGUGUUGAGAAAACAGAAACGAGUUCGAUUCACUAAGGGCGACGAGGCGGAGCAAUCUACACAUAAACGUCGGAAAUUGGAGAGCACUGCGGCGGCGGCGGCGGCGGCGGCGUCUGAUAUUGCUUCUCCGUCGACGCCGCGAAUAUCGAGUGAGAGCCCCGAUAGUGAAAAGGCCAUCUGUGACGGCGACAGCAAUUGUAGAUGCAAGCGUCAAAGAACAGACGGACCGGCACUUGCCCUCCCAUCUCAGCCUUCUUCAUCUACACAACUUCCAAGCGGAAAGACGACUAGGAAGAGAGCCAGUCUCGAUGACGAUGACGGCGAUGAUGCUGAUCGCAGGUACAAACGAAUAAAAGCAGAACAUCUCGCCACACCAAUACCGCAUAUCUCCUCCCCCAUAGCCACAGAAGAUUCACCAAUCAACAGCGCGCCUGAAAGAAACCCAGAGCAAACGACAGAACAACGAACCAGGGGUAAGCAACCCGCCAAGAAGAAGGCCGGAAAAGAGAAGAAAAUCGACAAUGGCGUACGGAAGCGCCGAAAGCAGAGUCCUGCCUCGCGUAUCCCAUCUACAGCAUCUCCCCAGAGCACUCUUAACACGAGGUCUAAAAGGGGAGCCAACAAAUCAUCCACGCUGUGGGAGCUGGAUGGCUCGGAGAGCAAAGACUAG